Molecule: messenger RNA, 4992 nt
Organism: Vombatus ursinus (common wombat)
Lineage: Eukaryota; Metazoa; Chordata; Mammalia; Diprotodontia; Vombatidae
Gene: ATP8B3
Product: ATPase phospholipid transporting 8B3
Exons: 28
Coding region: 280-3888 (1202 amino acids)
Biological process (GO): phospholipid translocation; Golgi organization
Cellular component (GO): plasma membrane
Molecular function (GO): ATP hydrolysis activity; magnesium ion binding; ATPase-coupled intramembrane lipid carrier activity
Source: RefSeq, a predicted model, not a curated record
GUCCAGAUGCUGCCUGGGCCCCUCCAGAUGCUCCCUGGGCCUUCAACUACCCAACUCGGAGACCCCUUGAUGGGGCGCCGACUGGCCCCGGAGAGCAGGUGAGCACCGUCCCAGUGCCGCCACACGCAGGCUGAACUCUUGGGGCCUCCUUCCCCAGGUGGUGCUAGGAGACGGACGGAGUGAGGGAAGGAAAGUCUACCCCAUCGCUCCUCCGUCCCAACAGGGCCUGGCACAGAGUUAGUAAUUGCUUAAUUGACUGAUUCUUGUGGUUCUACCAAGAUGAGUGCCCAGGAUAAUAUUGAAGAUGAAAAUGAGAAGGAGCCAGAUUUCACUUGGGAGGUGAAGGCCAACGACCGUGAUUACCACAGGCAAUUCAAGACGAAGUCGUUUCUGUGUUGGAAGAGGAGGAAGUAUUCGGACAACACCAUUAGGACAGCCAAGUACAACAUCCUGACCUUCCUGCCCCUGAAUCUCUAUGAACAGUUUCAUCGAACGGCCAACCUCUACUUCCUCUUUGUUAUCCUCCUCCAGACCAUCCCAGAGAUUGCUACGCUGCCCUGGUUUGCACUUCUGCUGCCACUGGCCUGUCUCCUCACCAUCCGAGGGGUCCGAGACUUGGUGGACGACAUAGCCCGACACAGGAGUGAUUGGACAAUCAAUGGCAGGCCCUGUGAAAUUCUGCUGGGGAAAAGCUUCUCUAAGAAGAAAUGGCGGGAUAUCCAAGUUGGGGAUGUCGUCCGUUUGUAUAAAGAUGAUUUUGUCCCGGCUGACCUACUCCUGUUGGCCAGUUCGGAACCUUGCAGCCUGUGCUACGUGGAAACUGCAGACAUUGACGGAGAAACCAAUCUGAAGUUCCGCCAGGCCCUGAGCAUCACCCAUAAAGAGCUGGUCAACAUGGACAAGAUGGCAGCCUUUGAUGGGGUUGUGGUGUGUGAGGAGCCCAACAGCCGAAUGCACAAGUUUGUGGGGACCUUGGAAUGGAAGGGAGAGAAAUAUUCCCUGGACAGCGAGAAGAUGCUCUUGCGAGGCUGUAGGAUCCGCAAUACUGACAUCUGCUAUGGCCUGGUCAUUUAUGCAGGUUUUGAUUCCAAGAUUAUGAAGAACUGUGGGAAAAUUAAGCUGAAGAGGACGAAGCUGGACCUGCUGAUGAACAAACUUGUCAUUAUUAUAUUCCUGAUUUUGGUGGUGCUCUCUUUUUGCCUGGCCGUGGCCUUUGGCUUCCUGGUGGUGGAUUUACAGACCAAGCACCGAUACCUGGCUGCCUUCCACAGCAGUUCAUCCCCAGCUCGGGAGGCCUUCCUUACCUUCUGGAGCUUCAUGAUCCUGCUCAGUAUCAUUGUGCCAAUGUCCCUCUACAUCACUUUUGAGUUUAUCUAUCUGGUGAAUAGCUGCUUCAUCAACUGGGACCUGGAGAUGUACUACUCGCCCCUGGACAUGCCGGCAAAGGCCCGGAGUACCAGCCUCAAUGACCAGCUGGGACAGAUUGAGUAUAUCUUCUCCGACAAGACAGGGACCCUGACCCAGAACAUUAUGACCUUCAAGAAAUGCUGCAUCAAUGGGCUGACUUAUGGUACAGAUGAAAAUAGUGGGGAGAGCUUGCAGGCUGUCUCUUUGAGUUGGAACAAGUAUGCAGAUGGGAAGUUGGUGUUCUAUGAUCCCUCACUCCUAAUAGCCAUCCGGGAGGAUGAGGACAAGGUGGUCCGAGAGUUCUGGCGGCUGCUGGCCCUGUGCCAUACUGUCAUGGUGGAGGAGAAGGAUGGCCAGCUAGUCUACCAGGCAGCUUCUCCAGAUGAAGAGGCUCUUGUAACAGCCGCUCGGAACUUUGGUUAUGUUUUUCUGUCCCGGACUCAGGACACCAUCACCACCAGUGAGCUUGGUGUACAGAGGACCUACCAGGUGCUGGCCAUGUUGGACUUCAACAGUGUCCGAAAGAGGAUGUCUGUGCUCUUGAGAGACCCUGAAGGCACAGUCCGGCUAUAUACCAAGGGAGCAGACACCGUGAUUUUUGAGCGGCUCCGACCAGGAUGUCCUAAUGAGCAUGCUACUGAGAAGGCCCUGGAUACCUUUGCGGAAGAGACACUUCGGACACUCUGCUUAGCCAGCAAAGAAGUGGAGGAAGAAGUCUACCAAGAAUGGAGCCAGAGGUACCACGACGCCAGUGUCCUGCUGCAGAACCGGGCCCAAGGCCUGGAUGCAGUGUAUGAGGACAUGGAAAAAGAUCUUAACCUCUUGGGAGCCACAGCUAUUGAGGACAAGCUGCAGGAUGGUGUGCCUGACACCAUCCAUCUCCUCAAGAAAGGGAAUAUAAAAGUGUGGGUACUGACCGGAGACAAACAAGAGACUGCUGUGAACAUUGGGUUUGCCUGCCGACUGUUAUCUGAUGAUAUGGAGAUUCUGGAGGAGAAGGAAAUCUAUGGGGUGCUCGAGGCAUAUUGGGAGAGCAACAACAACCUGAGAGGUGUUCGAGACUCUGGUCCAAAGCUUCAGCAGCAACAGAGCAAAAUGGCCCUGGUGGUCACUGGAGACUUCCUGGACAAGCUGCUGCCCCGGGCAGGGGAGGCACAGUCCUGGACAAAGAAGCACAGUUUGCUGACCCGCAUGGGGUGGCACUAUGGAGCUCAGCAGGUUCAGGAGGACCUGGCAAGCCGGCGGGAGCGAGCCUUUGUGGAUCUGGCCUCCAAGUGCCAGGCUGUCAUCUGCUGCCGCGUGACCCCCAAGCAGAAGGCCCUUAUCGUCCAGCUGGUCAAGAAGUACCAGCAAGUGAUCACACUGGCCAUUGGGGAUGGUGCCAAUGAUGUUAACAUGAUCAAGACUGCGGACAUCGGGGUGGGGAUCAGUGGACAGGAGGGCAUGCAGGCAGUCCAGUGCAGUGACUAUGCCUUGGCCCAGUUCGCCUACCUACAGCGGCUGCUUCUGGUGCAUGGGCGUUGGUCUUACCUCCGUAUCUGCAAGUUUCUUCGUUACUUUUUCUACAAGACUUUUGCCAGCAUGAUGGUUCAGAUCUGGUUCGCUUUCUACAGUGGCUUCACAGCUCAGCCACUAUAUGAAGGUUGGUUCCUGGCUCUCUACAAUAUCUUCUAUACAGCCUAUCCUGUACUCUCCAUGGGCCUUCUAGAGCAGGAUAUGAGUGCCAAGAAAUGCUUGGAGUUCCCUGAGUUUUAUAGUGUGGGGCAGAAGGACCAACUCUUCAACUAUCGGGUCUUCUUUGUGGCUCUGGCCCAUGGCACUGCUGCAUCCCUGGUGAAUUUCUAUGUGGCUUUGUGGGCCUUCGAUGACAUGGCUGGACCUGGAGGCAUCUGUGAUUAUCAGUCCUUUGCUGUCACUGUGGCCACAUCUGCCUUACUCACGGUCAUUGCUGAGAUUGCCAUGGACAUCAAGUUCUGGACCAUCCUGUCCAUCCUGGCUGUUUCCUCCAGUGUGGUCCUCUACAGCUUCCUGUCUUUCCUCACCCAGAACUUCUUCAUUUUCCGAGUGGCCCCGACCAUCUUCCGAUUUCCAUAUGCCAACCAAAAUGCCCUGACAGAACCGUACAUCUUGCUGGUGGUGCUGCUGACUGUGGUCCUGAACACCAUGCCCUCGCUGGCCAUCCGUCUGCUGUGCCACAUCACUGCUGAGCCUAAGCCUGGGAAAUCUCCUUAUCGAGACACAAAAGUAGAAGUCAGCACCGUGGAACUCAAAGCCCACUUCCAGAGAGGCUCAACCCGCCGCCGCUCUAGCUACGCCUUCUCCCACAAGGAGGGCUAUGCCGACCUCAUUUCUGGGGGGGCCAGCCUUCGGAAGAAGCCCCGCCGGGUUAUCCAGGGUCCCAGCCCCAACGGGGAUCUGCAGCCAGCUGGAGAAGACCCACCUCGCCCCAGGACAAGUGUACUGGCCAAAGAAUCACCCUGACACCAGCUCCUCUCCCCUCCUGUUUUAUAUGAGAUAUUUCCACCUGCCAACUCUAGGAUCAUUCUAAGAGUCCCCCAUUUUAAAAAAGUUUUUGGGAGAUGUCCCCACCACAAAAAUGCUGCCUUAUUGCUCUUAAUGCAACAGUGACCUCUCUUGGCACGAUGGGGAAUUGCAAGGAGGUCUUGCCUCUGACCUGGUAGAGGUGAAGGGGGGACCAAGAACUCCUGGAUGCUCAGAGGACAGGCAGAGUUCCACCCGCCCUCUUCUGUGCCCCACCCCUGCACUAGUUCCUGCCUCCAGCGCCAGUUCACAAGCUGCCAAGAUGACUGGCUUUGGUCAAAGCUCCACUUCCUACCUUCUCUCAGACCUGAGAUCAGGGAGGAGUCCUUCCCUUCCAUCCUUCCUCUUCCCUCUGGGUUAAACCCCAUCUCCCUUUUGCACCUGGUGGUCUCCUUGGGAGGGCUGGGCCCGCUGCUCCAUUUACCUUUGUCCUUAGGGGACCCAGUGUUGGACUAGCAUGACCCGUAUCUAGACAGAAGAGAAUCUGAGGGCCAGAGAGGAACCAGGAAUGCUGCUCACCUUGCCUUUUUAGGGGGUUGGUGGGCUGCUCCAACCUUAAGGCAGAGUUAAGUGUUGGAAAGGACCUUGAGCAUCUCCAGAUCCCCCCCUCUCGCGAUGCAGAUGAGGAAACGGACUCAGGAAGAAGAAAGAGCUUUGCUCAGACAUGCAGAGUCAGAGUUGGAGGUAAAGCUACAAGGAGAAUCCGGAUCUUCUAGGACCUAAUUUGGGGUUCUUCUGCUGUAGUACUUUUCCCUCAUAGUAUAAGGAAGGAGCCUUGGAUUUGCGAUCCAAGGGUCUGGGUUAUAGUCCCAACCUGGCCACAAAUGACUUGAGUGACCUUGAGUGAGUCACUUCCCUUCCUUGGGUCUCAUUUUCCUUAUCUGUAAAAUGAGAAGUCUGGACCAAAUGGCCUCUGAGGAGUCCCUUCCUGCCCCAAGUCUGUGCUGCUGUGACAUUCUAACAUCUGACCACACCAGGAUGACCCCUCUAUCCAAGCUCUCCCUCAUUUCCCAAUGAGAUCACAGGAUUUGGAGCUGGAAAGGA